AAAACACGAUCGUUGUUUUUUAGUGAAGUCAUUGUUAGCCAGGGGUAGGUUUGCAUGCAGAGCACGACCAGAAUAUUGACGUCGUAUGAACACAAAGUAAGGUUUUAGGACUGGUUGGUGAGAUGCAGUGUAGUGUAUGUGUGUGAUGAUGGUGUUUCAGGAACCGAGGCGGUCUGUCCUUGGAGCCACUGCAGAGACUAGCGUACCUAAUGAGACGGAGAAUUCCUUCCGACUGUUUGAAAAUAGUACAUUGAUGAAUUUACCGGGAGACGUCGGAAACUAUACGAGUAUAUUUACAGAAUCUAUUCACUCGGAAGGUAGAUUAAGCGACGCCUCUACAAGUGGAGACGAGCCCUUUCCGCACGCGGCGGCAUAUAUCCUCACCAUGCCUGCGGAACCAGAGAGCACAAUGAGCUCGGUUUUCACUGCAAAUACCUCCUUGGUGACAAAAAACAACGGAGCAGAUUCUCCAGAGGUCGACUCGGGAAUUUAUGGAAUAAUAUUCCAAAUCAUAGUUCUCUAUAUCCCUCCAUUUAUAUUAGUAGGGGGUAUAACAGGGAACAUACUGGCGUUCAUCGUGACCUUUAAGAAACGCCACAAACAUAUUACGGCUUAUUUCUUCAUAUCUGUGAUGGCGAUAUUGGAUACUGUGAUGUUAUUGUUCUUUCAGAGCACGUACUGGCUUUUCUUUAAUUUUUUCUCGGAUAGUAACACAGAUGCCCUAUGCAAAGGAAUGACACUGUGCGAAAAGAUUGUCGCUGACUGUUCCAUCUUCACGACCCUCGUCAUGACAACGGAUAGGUUUGUAGCGAUCAAAUAUCCUCUUAAGGCCAAAACAUUUUGCACCGUGUCUCGCUCGUGGAAGGUACUCUUAACCGGGGCCAUUCUGAUCGUGUGCAAGAACCUUCAUCUUGCCUGGACUGUGCGUUUACACAACGGCCAACUUUGCCUGUUUCUCCCAAAAAACAAUGAGGCUUUGUUGACAGCUUGGCCCUGGUUUGACAUUAUCGUCACCUUUCUUCUCCCCUUCAUGAUGUUAACCAGUCUUAACACAGUCAUCAUUAGAACUGUCCUUAAAGCCAACAAAACGCAGAAACGUCUCGUGUCUUUCAGUCUAAUUAAGAAAAUGGACACGCUACAAGUGCCCGGUCAACCGGCUACACCCCACCACUCCAAUCCACAGAAGUCUCAUGAACGCCAGCGUCUACAAGUGACAAUUAUGCUGGUUUCAGUUUCAGUGUUAUUUGUUCUUAUGACAUCCCCGUAUAAAAUCCUCUUACUGUUUGAUCUUUUUAUUGGACAGAACAGCGAGGUUGUGUCAUCUGCGUGGUACGUGCUUCUAACUCACGCGUUUCAGCACCUUUAUUAUACGAACAGUGCGGUGAAUUUUUAUCUCUACUGUCUCAGCGGGCGGAUUUUCCGGCGACACCUCAGGCAUGUGUGCGGAUGCACGAGCAAGAAAAAGAAGCGUUCUGACCGGGAAAUAGACAGCAACACGAACAGCAUGAUGACAAGUUUUAACACUCGCAGUGAACUAGCCAUUAACAAUAACACGCUGAACGGGCAGCUUGCCGUCACCGUCAAAGUCCAGACUGAUAAGGAUAAACCUCGAAGGCAAUCUUGUAUCGCCGCUUUUGGAAGGCGGGUGUAGUGGAUAUCAUAAUAAUACAUACAACAGAUUAUCGAGGAAUUAUAUUUUGAUCCAACGUGAAGAUGUUGUAUUUGUCUUGGAAUAUGUACACUGUUUCUAAUGUCUGCAUGAAGACAUAUUUGGAAUACAUUUAACGCUACUCAUUCAUUGUGUUUAUUUAUUCUGUGAAGAUAAAGAUAUACAAUUCUUUAGCAAUCUAAGUGUGCCUAACCAGAGCGUUCACGUCGCUGGGUAUGGAUGAGGAAUAACUAGCGAUCAAAAACGAAUUUUUCCAAAACAUUUGAGCACUACGCUCAUUGAAAGUAUUCCAUCAGAUGUUCCUCAGUUUCGACAUUAUAUACCUAUUUAAAACUUUAAAACAAAACAUGACGCCAUGCUACCUGCAGACGGUAGUCUAGUUUAACUAUAACAAUUGUUUACAUUUUCCAAUAUCCGUUAUGUCAU
This is a messenger RNA of Lingula anatina, 2095 nucleotides long. Its product is annotated as thyrotropin-releasing hormone receptor. Gene Ontology annotation, cellular component: plasma membrane. Gene Ontology annotation, biological process: G protein-coupled receptor signaling pathway. The record is from RefSeq and is a predicted model, not a curated record. Gene Ontology annotation, molecular function: G protein-coupled receptor activity. Lineage: Eukaryota; Metazoa; Brachiopoda; Lingulata; Lingulida; Lingulidae.